GAAGCCACAUCGUAUCCGCUGACUUGUGUUUGCCUCUUUUUUUUUUUUUCGAGUUUCAAGUGCAAGUUCCAUCCGUCGCGUGCGCUAUUCGUUUCUCGGUUGACAUUUUUUGUUUUGGAAAAGAAUGACUGUGACUACCAUCGGCAUGAUGCGUCCUUGCUUCACUACCGGCUACCCAUUUCAAGGUCAGGGACGUGUUAAUCAAUUGGGUGGUGUUUUCAUCAACGGAAGGCCAUUACCAAACCACAUCCGGCUGAAGAUUGUCGAGUUGGCGGCUGCUGGAGUGCGCCCGUGCGUAAUUUCACGUCAGUUGCGCGUCUCUCACGGUUGCGUCUCCAAGAUCCUCAACCGAUACCAAGAGACUGGCAGCAUCCGUGCCGGAGUCUUGGGUGGAACGAGACCUAAGCCGAGCCUUCAUCCGGACAUCCAGCGUCGUAUCCAAUCUUACCGUAUGGAGAAUCCCGGUAUCUUUUCCUGGGAAGUGCGCGACAGGUUGAUUAAAGACGGCCUGUGCGACCGAUCGACGGCUCCCUCGGUCAGCGCUAUCUCGCGGCUCAUGAAAGGCAAAGACGAAGCCGCCGAGACCGUUAAGCUGGAAAAAGGAAAUCAUGGAACGAUGAAUAAUCUCAACGGGUUGGCCAACGGGAGCAUCGGCAGCAACAACAGCAACGAUCUGGAUGCUGGAACGGGCUCCGACUGCGAUUCGGAGCCGGGCCUCUCGUUGAAGCAGAAGCAACGCCGCCAUCGGACUACCUUCACGGCCCAGCAGAUGGACGAAUUGGAGAAAGCUUUCGACCGUACUCAAUACCCCGAUGUUUACACGCGUGAAGAACUUGCCCAGCGCACGAAACUGACCGAGGCAAGAAUCCAAGUUUGGUUCAGCAACCGACGCGCUCGUUUGCGUAAACAAGUCAGCCCGUCGUCCGGUAGCAGCAGCAGUGGCACUUAUCAGCCGCAACAAAACGUGUCCGUUCAUUCCGGAUUGACUCCGUCACCACCGGCCGCAUUGCCGUCCAGCGCUGCCGGACCGUCGCCCACAGCCGUGUCCAGCAGUUACGCAUCGUCUGUGGCCAGCACUUACCCGUCCAUCCAUCAGCAUCAAACACUUCCUGUUACUGGGUCGGGAUUGUCGGCCGCUUCGACCAUGUUCCAGCAUCAUCACACGGCCGAUUUCGGUCCGGCAGGUCGUCAUUACGGAGCUGCCGCCAGUAGCCUAUCGCCGGCCUCUUCCACAGUGACUCUACCGACCGAGAUGACCUCCAUCUCGCCCAGCUACCCGACCGACACCCAUCACUAUCAGAUGUACCAGCAUCACCAAGCGACUCAGGAGAGCUGGAACAACUUGCAACAGCAGCAACAAAAUCAGCAGCAUCAGCAACAGCAAUUGCAAGUAGUUCAACAACAACAACAACAACAACAACAGCAAAUCCAGCAUUUGAAUCAAUGCGCUGCCGCAGCUGUGACUAACUACUCGUUCGACGGUAUCAACUGCUCAUCGGCCGCACACGCAGCCGCCGCCGUGGCCGGCCACAUCCAUCACCGGCCCAAUCCGUAUCAUGCCCCUUUCCCAUCCAUGUACGGAUGGUAUUGAUUGAAUCGCAUUUGAUGUUUCACUUCAAAUAAUUUCAUGUGCAAAAACAAUUCCAGUUAUAUUCAUCAUAUUAAUUGCACAUUGCCUUUGUAAACAACUCUAAUUUCUUUCUUUUUUUAUUUCAUGUGUGUAAAACUGUACAAAAGAAAAAUGUUUUGGAUUUAAACAAUACAGUUGAUUCUGUUUCGACAA
Messenger RNA from Daphnia carinata, 1783 nucleotides. RefSeq names its product protein gooseberry-like. NCBI's taxonomy places the organism in Eukaryota, Metazoa, Arthropoda, Branchiopoda, Diplostraca, Daphniidae. Gene Ontology annotation, molecular function: DNA-binding transcription factor activity, RNA polymerase II-specific; RNA polymerase II cis-regulatory region sequence-specific DNA binding. Gene Ontology annotation, biological process: anatomical structure development; regulation of transcription by RNA polymerase II. The coding region runs from base 125 to 1591 and encodes 488 amino acids. The transcript has 5 exons. The record is from RefSeq and is a predicted model, not a curated record.